AUGACCUCCAGAUUAAUCAAUAAACUACCAGGAACAGGAAUCAGAAGGCGCAAAGAAAUGAUGGAAGUGAGUGGUGAUUCCUGGCGAGCCUACUACACCACGGGUCCAGAGCACCCCCUGAGUGCCGCCACCUCUGCAGUGUUGGGGGUGGCAGAGGACCAGCAGCCGCAGUCGCUCGUCACAGAUUACUACAAACUCCCUCCUCUCGGACAAGAUACCCAUUUAACCCUACAUAAGGAAGUAUGGCAGGCCGGCGGUACGCUGAAGGCAACCAAUGGAGCGCACGGGGCGGAGCUGGGCGAGCUGUCGGGUCUGCUCCACGCGGGCCUCGUGAAGCGCGAGCCCGAGGAUCUCAGCCGCAAGGUGGUCGACGAGCCCGAACACGCGCUUAAGCCGCCACGACACAAGGUGGCGGUCGAGGGGGGCGAGGCCGCAUCGCCGUCGCCGGUGCCUUCGCGCGCCUCUUCAGCAGGCUCGCUGCUGCCAGACGCGGCCAUGUACGCCGCACAGAUGUUCGCUCCGCCGGGCACCCCAAGUCCCACACCUUACGGAGACCAGUACACGCGGCAGUCCACCACCUUCUCAGGAGAGCCCUAUUAUAGAGAAUACUUCGUCGGUGAUGGCUACCAGCAGAGAGCUGCACCUCCCUAUAGUGAUACGGAAUCACCUUCCGCCUCGGCGUUUGGUGAACGCUACGCGGCGCCUAGAUACCACAGCAAAAGUGUGAUCGCUGCAGCUGGCCUAACUGUUGAUCUGCCAUCACCGGACAGUGGCAUUGGAGCUGAUGCCGUUACUCCUCGAGAUCACACAGCCGUUCAGCAGUCGUUCGAGUAUACAGUAAUAUGCCAGCAGCCAGUGGGAGACGAUGGUCGUGGGACUCCCUCAGCACACCACUCCCCUGCGCAAGCGCCGCGCACCCGGCCAUGGCACGAUUUUGGCAGACAGAAUGAUGCCGAUAAAAUACAAAUUGCUAAAGUGUUUUCACCGUACGGAUUCAAGUACCAUUUAGAAACGGCGAGUAGUAGUUCGCAACGGCGAGAAGAUGACCGAAUAACGUACAUCAAUAAGGGCCAGUUUUACGGCAUAACGCUUGAGUACAUCCACGAUCCUGAUAAACCACUCAAGAAUCAAACGGUUAAGAGUGUUGUAAUGCUUAUGUUCCGAGAAGAGAAAUCCCCUGAAGACGAGAUCAAGGCGUGGCAGUUUUGGCACGGACGACAACAUUCUGUCAAACAAAGGAUAUUAGAUGCCGACACAAAGAACAGCAUCGGUCUCGCGGGGUGCAUCGAAGAGGUCGCGCACAACGCGAUAGCUGUCUACUGGAACCCACUGGAAAGUGCCGCAAAGAUAAAUAUAGCGGUGCAGUGUUUAAGUACAGACUUCAGCAGUCAAAAGGGUGUAAAGGGAUUACCGCUACACAUCCAGAUUGACACGUUUGAGGAUCCUCGGGAUACGCAAGUCUAUCACAGAGGUUACUGUCAAAUAAAAGUCUUCUGUGAUAAGGGUGCAGAAAGAAAAACGCGUGAUGAAGAAAGACGAGCGGCGAAAAGAAAAAUGUCGGCAACAAACAGAAAGAAGCUCGAUGAGAUCUAUCAUCCAGUUACGGAAAGGAGUGAGUUCUACUCAAUGGCUGAUUUAUCGAAACCUCCUGUACUAUUCAGCCCAGCGGAAGAUAUAGACAAAUUAGCUGGCAUGGACAUACAAGGAUUCUAUGGACAUGACGAAGCAGCAUUAGCUGAAGCCCAUCUGAAGGGCGCGUCACCUUUCUUAUUGCAUACAGCGAAGCCACAAGCACCAGCGCUAAAAUUCCACAACCACUUCCCACCGGAUGCGCCUGCGUAUCGGUCCGAUGUUGGUGGCCUAUCACCUUACAGUGAUCGUAAGGAUUCAUUAGAAUUGGAAGGUGUGCUUGGCAAGAGGGCACGUACGUCAACACCACCGCUUAGUGAGCGCGUCAUGCUUUAUGUCCGUCAAGACACAGAUAAUGUCUACACGCCCCUGCACGUGGUCCCUCCCACCACCCAGGGUCUUCUUCACGCUAUUGAGAAUAAGUACAAAAUUUCAAGUUCGGCAAUUAAUAAUCUUUAUCGAAAGAACAAGAAAGGGAUUACGGCGAAAAUUGACGAUGAAAUGCUGGCGUACUAUUGUAACGAGGACUUGUUCCUACUGGAGGUGCGGCCCGCGGGCUCCACCGAAGACGAGCCUCUUUACGACAUUACUUUCGUGGAGUUGCCCACUGAACAUUAG
Messenger RNA from Pieris macdunnoughi, 2247 nucleotides. NCBI's taxonomy places the organism in Eukaryota, Metazoa, Arthropoda, Insecta, Lepidoptera, Pieridae. The record is from the annotation of a GenBank genome assembly.